This is a messenger RNA of Spodoptera frugiperda (fall armyworm), 1861 nucleotides long. It is a transcript of the gene app, whose product is annotated as palmitoyltransferase ZDHHC18. Gene Ontology annotation, molecular function: protein-cysteine S-palmitoyltransferase activity. Lineage: Eukaryota; Metazoa; Arthropoda; Insecta; Lepidoptera; Noctuidae. Gene Ontology annotation, cellular component: Golgi apparatus; endoplasmic reticulum. Gene Ontology annotation, biological process: peptidyl-L-cysteine S-palmitoylation; protein targeting to membrane. The record is from RefSeq and is a predicted model, not a curated record.
AAAUUUAAUACUUAUCUGUGGGACUUCACAUAUGUCAUGUAGAAAACAAGAAAGUUUUGCAAUUUCUGUAAAAUACUUAAAUAACAAGUAAAUUUGAUAAUUUGUUCUUAUCGAGUAAUCUUUUUAUUAAUCAUACUACUUAGAAUAAUUUGAUAUAAAUCCUUGGACAUAGCUAAAUUGGUGGAGAUAAUAAACGUUAAUAUUUAACAAGUUGAAAAGUUUGUCUUUCAAUUUGUGAUUUUGUAAAGAUCAUUCUAUGGAAUGGACAGUUUGCUAUCUGUGAAACAUCCAUUAGCUUUGUGUUGAGAGGUCGCGGCGGCGGGGUGAUGCGGCCAUGGCUUCGCGGCGCGUGACGCGCAAGUGGGAGGUGUUCGCGGGACGGAACCGAUUCUGGUGCGACGGCCGCCUCAUGACGGCGCCGCACCCCGGCGUGUUCCUGCUCACGCUCGCGCUCAUCUGCGGCACGUGCGCCCUGCACUUCGCCUUCGACUGCCCCUUCCUGGCCGUGCGCGUGUCGCCCGCCGUGCCCGCGGCCGGCGCCGCGCUGUGCGCGCUGACGCUGGCGGCGCUGCUGCGCACGGCGCUGUCCGACCCCGGCAUCAUCCCGCGCGCCGCCGCGGCCGAGGCGGCGGCGCUGGAGGCGGCCGAGGCGGGCCGGCCGCCGCCGCGCGCGCGCGAGGUCUUGGUGCGCGGCCGGCCCGUCAAGCUCAAGUACUGCUUCACGUGCAAGAUGUCGCCGCCGCGCGCCAGCCACUGCUCGCUGUGCGACAACUGCGUGGAUCGCUUCGACCACCACUGUCCCUGGGUGGGCAACUGCGUGGGCAAGCGCAACUACCGCUACUUCUACACGUUCGUGGUGUCGCUGUCGUUCCUGGCGGUGUUCGUGUUCGCGUGCGCCGUGACGCACGUGGCGCUGCUGGCGCGCGGCGCGGGGCUGGGCCCGGCCCUGCGCAGCACGCCCGCGUCCGCCAUCGUGGCCGCCGUGUGCUUCCUGUCCGUGUGGUCCGUGCUGGGGCUGGCCGGCUUCCACACGUACCUCGCCUCCACGGACCAGACCACCAAUGAAGACAUUAAGGGGUCGUUUUCAACACGCCGUGGCGUGUCAAAUCCGAACCCAUAUUCACGCGGCAACGCAUGUGCCAACUGCUGGCACGUACUGUGCGGGCCGCUGGCGCCCAGCCUCAUAGACCGGCGCGGCGUCUUUACCAUCGACGUCAAGGACGAGCUGCCGCCGAGCUUCGCGCGAGCUCUCAGCGCCGCGCCCCCCGUCGCGCCCUCGCCCCCGCUCGCGCCCUCGGCCGCGCCCCCGCAGCUAGGCGGCAGCUACAGCAAUCUGUUCGAGAGUGGCUCCCCGGUUCGCCACGCCUACAUGAAUCGCUCGCUGGAGCUAGAACCCGUGUCAUCGCAGCCAGUUUCGCUGCCGCCGGGGCCGCUGCAGCCGGGGCCCCUGCAGCCGGGACCCCUGCAGGCUGCGCCGGGCGGGCUGAGCGCGUCGCGGCUGCGCCUGCUGCACGACACGACGAUGAUCGACGCGGCGCUGGACCUGGACGAGCCCGAGCCGCCGCCGCACCUGGCGCGCGGCCCGGCGCCGGCCGUGCACCUGGCGCCGGCCGUGCACCUGGCGCCGGCCGUGCACCUGCCGCCGCGCGCGCUGGCGGCGCUCUGACCCGCGCGCCGGGGCCCGCGCCGGGUCCCUCGCCGGGUCCCGUGCCGGGGCCCGCGCCGCCGCCGCGCCCGCCGCCUUGUCUGCGGUCGCCCUCGCGUGCCCCGCGUCCGGACCCGACGCCUUCUGUGCUCUGUAAAUAAACUAUAAACUAUUAUAAAUAUUAUUAUAAUAAAUAGCUUGUAUUGUAGAGUUCUA